AUAAAUUCAUCAAAAGAGAGAGAAGUGCAUAAUAUUUUUAGAUGUAGAAAUCAAAGGUGUCAUCUGAAUAAUUAUUAAAAUAUUAUCGAUCGUGAACAUAAAAGGUUAGAGUAGUGCGAUCUAAUAUGCAGAACAACCCCCAGGAGCUUUCAUGGCAGGCGAUUCAGGCUAUCGUCGGGGUUAAACUUCCACCAAAUGUACUACGCUUUGAUGAUAUCGGAUUCCACUUAGUCAACAAUACUGUUUCAAGCGCUGAAGAUUCUGAUUCGGAUGUAGAAAUAGUCGAAAAUGAUUGGGAGUCUGAUAAUAAUGUGUCCUCCAGACCCGAUCAUUCCGACAAUGAAAAAACUACGUCCCCCGAUAGGGAACAAAGUGAAUCACCCGUUUUACGACUCAUAGAGCCCGACAAUAACAAUACAGGCAAAGAGUCUUUAGAUUACAGAGAAUAUGUCGAAAAGAUUGAUACUAAAGAUAUUUCUUCAAGGGAGCAUAUGACACAAAUCCAAAUCGAUGACGCUGAUAGUUCAAAUGGUAAUGUUAUGUCUAUUGAAAACUAUUUGGAGGUCACUUUAUCUACUGACUCUGAGGCUAGUCAUACUUGCAACCAAUGUAACCAAAUGUUUUCUAACGAAAAUUCUCUGGCCUCACACAAAUGUAGUGCUAAACCCACCGAAGAAAAAAAGUACCCUUGUCAUGUGUGCUCAGAAAAGUUUCCAAGCUCCUGGGACCUCAGGAAACACCUAAGCAGCCACUUUCCUGGAAUGUUGGAAUCCAAGUCAAGCUUUUGUCACCUUUGUCAAAAAGACUACACAAAAACAGGAUUUAUGAAUCAUUUACGUAAACAUACGGGUGAGCGUCCAUUUGUUUGUGAACUUUGCCAUAAGGCAUUCUCUCAGUCGAGUUCACUUUCCAUACAUAUGAAAUUCCAUCUCAAUGUAAGAAAGCAUGCAUGUACUGUAUGUGAAAAGAAAUUUGUAACCAAAAGUGAACUAUCCCGGCACAUGACAGUGCACACAAAACAAAAGUCCUAUUACUGUGGAGUUUGUGACAAAGCCUUCACUCGCUCAGAUAAUAUGAAGAAACAUGAGAAAACUCAUGGAUAAAAUGUUUUCGACAAAAUUAAAUGAGAAUAUAGAACUGUGAACAAUGUCAUAAUAUAACAUGCAAUUCAAUUGCAUUCUGAAAUCAAAAUUGUCAAUAAUGUCUGGUCAAUUCUGUUGCCAAAAACAUUGUAGUUAUUACUUUUCAACAAGCUAUAAUUUCUGAUUCUCUUAUUGCCAAAAAAUUAGUUAUAAUAUUAUGUUUGUUAAGAAUAGAACUUUUACAUUGUUUAUACUAAAUUUAAACCUAUCAUGAUCUAGUUCAUAUUUUAGUCAUUAUGGUGUGUUUCUGUGUUUAUGUGAGUGUUUUAACACACUCAAUGUGUGCUGCUGUAAUUGCUUGCAAUUUUUUUAUUUAUAUUAUUUUCAACUGUAUGUUUGGGUUAAUACUAGUGAAUUAGUAAAAUGUAUUUGCAGGUGCUCUACAAUAAGGUCACACAUAUCUCAAUCCAAUGUUGCCUUUUAGAUAUGAUAAAGUGAUAUUUUAAUAUAUGGAUAUUUAUGUAGGUGGAAUGUCCAAAGGUCCGAUAGCCUUAUUGUACUGUUUACAUUAGAUAAAGGCAAACAUGUUGUUUAUUCAAUUAUGAGGCCUUUGAAAAGAUAUCACCAAUUAUUUUUGUAAGCUUAUUGGUAGGGAUGACCAUUAUGGGAUUUUGGUGUUUACUCAAACAGGACAGAUGGACAUAGGAGGAUUAUCUAUUAAACCAUUAACUCUUAGCCAGUUUAUAUUUUAAGAACUUUAAGCUUCAUAUUAUUUAUGUACGGUUGGGUAUUUACCCUACCACUCGAUCACAUCUUUAGCUCUUUGUAUUUAACCAAUGCCAGAUGUACUAGCAUGGCGCCACACCUAUAUACAGUAUCUAUACCUGACACUCGCGAAUGUUACAAUGAAAAAUCGAUAAAUAAACAACUAUUAGGUUUCUUUUUAUACCUAACUUGAAUUUAAGGGGAAUAUUAUCAUGUCUUCAAAAUCCCUGUGGCCAACAUGUCCUUACUAAGAUCAAGUAAAUACCAAUUUAACAUUAUGGGCUCCCUUACUACAUAAUUAUACAUAUUAUACAUGAGGUAUGGUACUAAACCACCAGUUGAUGAAAACUUUGCCAAAUUUUUAGAUAAGUAUUUCAAGUGAUUUUAAUUACUGUACUGUGUUGUAACCAAAGCAAUAACAUUUUUAAUGUGCCUAUUCUUUAUAAUAAUUAUUAUAAAUACAAGUAUACCAAAUAAUUUAAUUAUUUAGAAUUAAUAGAUUUAAUAUUUGAAAAUCUGUAGGUAACUAUUAAGUUACUAUUUUCCAACUUUGAAUGAAGUUUAAGGAAUUUACUCUGUAUUUCCUUAUUGGUCUCCUAAUAUAUUAGAUAAGAUAAUGAACAACUUUAAUGAUACAUAAGUUAAGGUUUAUGAAAUGAGACCUUCAAUAAACAUCACAAAUGUUUAACAGUGCACAUAUUUAUUUGUAACUGUUUAGGAACAUUAGUUAAUUAGUUUGCUAUUUGAUAGACAAGGUCCUUUGCUAUAAGACUUUUAGACCAAAAUAAGUAACAAAAAUCCCAAAGAAUAAUGUACUGUCAUAUUUUAUAAUUGGCUAUAAAACCAAAGGCUAUUAACUUAUUUUGUGCCACUUGGAUUUCAUAUACUGGUUGUAAUAUAAUGCCUUACUAUAUUGUCUAGGUUAAUUUUAACUAAAAUAGACAAUAAACAUAUAUAUAUUUAUUAUAUAUUAUAUUUAAUGUUUUAAGUAUUUAAAUUUGCAUGACUUGUUUGUAGUUUAAGAAAUCGAUAUUGAGCCAAAUGAAAUAAAAACGCAAAAUCUACAAGACUGACGAUAAUAUUCAGAGUAGGUAUAAACUUGUGCACAAAAUCAAUUAUUUAUUCAUACUGUUUAUAAUUACAAUUUACAAUGUUCUAUUUAUCAAAAAUGCACCUUGUUAAAAACUCAUCAUGACAAUUAGAUUAAGUUCCGUUUGAUAUAUAAAUUAAAAAUAUUUUAUGAAAAUGUGUAAUAAUAAUUGCGAUUUUAUUAAAGAGUUGUUUGUUGCAA
This is a messenger RNA of Spodoptera litura, 3138 nucleotides long. RefSeq lists its product as uncharacterized. Gene Ontology annotation, cellular component: nucleus. The record is from RefSeq and is a predicted model, not a curated record. Gene Ontology annotation, biological process: regulation of gene expression. NCBI's taxonomy places the organism in Eukaryota, Metazoa, Arthropoda, Insecta, Lepidoptera, Noctuidae.